GACUGUCUACGUCAUGACGCAACGCGGAAGUUGUUCCGUUAGCAUGGAAGCGCCCUUGGCAGGCGUGUUGUCAAACAUCAACAUAUGCCGGUCAAAAGCACUUUUGCGAGUCUCACAAGAGGGAAAGAGCCGGUAACGGAACAUGGAAAGACAACAGUUCGUCGCGUCCCUUGUGGCUGGAGGUUGUGCAGGGAUGUGUGUGGAUCUUACCCUCUUUCCUCUGGAUACUAUUAAGACCAGACUGCAGAGCCAGCAAGGUUUCUACAAGGCUGGGGGCUUCAGGGGAAUCUACGCAGGGGUCCCAUCUGCUGCUCUCGGCUCCUUUCCCAAUGCGGCUGCCUUUUUUGCCACCUACGACUGUGCAAAGUCCCUUCUUGGCUCUUGUGGAGUGCUUGCUGAGCCAUCGGUAGCACCUGUUACGCACAUGCUUGCUGCCUCCUUGGGUGAAAUGGUGGCGUGUUUGAUCCGAGUGCCCACAGAGGUGGUCAAACAGCGGACCCAGGCCUCCCCCUCAUCCAGCACAUACCACAUGCUUGUGGUUACACUCCGAGAAGAGGGUGUCCGAGGCCUGUAUAGAGGAUUCAGGAGUACGGUUCUCAGAGAGAUCCCGUUCUCUCUGGUGCAGUUUCCACUUUGGGAAUAUUUAAAGACUCAGUGGUCACAGAGGCGAGGUCACACGCUCCACUCUUGGCAGGCUGCAGUGUGCGGAGCUUUUGCAGGUGCGGUGGCUGCAUUUGUUACCACUCCUCUUGAUGUGGCAAAGACUCGGAUCAUGUUGGCAAAGGCCGGGUCGACCACAGCGAACGGCAACAUCCUGCUGGUGCUCUGUGACGUGUGGAAGAGUCGGGGGCUUACUGGGCUGUUUGCAGGCAGCAUACCGAGGAUGACUGCCAUCAGCGUGGGAGGGUUCAUUUUCCUUGGAGCCUACGAGAAAGUGCGGCGCUCUCUUCUGCCGGAGCGGAACCACGCUAAGCUGAGCUAACGGCGGGCGAUGUGGAGCUGUGGCCCAAGCAAGAAGAAGUCAGCGGGAAUAUCAGGCAAAAGGUCUGUGGAGCAAAGAAAUGCUGUGAUGCUGACUCAGCAUUACUAGUAUGUGGAAGACAGCUUUUGUGCAGACCAUCUAUUUUUCUUUUUACCGAACAUUUACUUGAAUAUGACGACUGGUACUGUGA
This is a messenger RNA of Nerophis ophidion (straightnose pipefish), 1172 nucleotides long. RefSeq names its product solute carrier family 25 member 26 (gene slc25a26). Bases 143 to 982 code for a protein of 279 amino acids. Lineage: Eukaryota; Metazoa; Chordata; Actinopteri; Syngnathiformes; Syngnathidae. Gene Ontology annotation, cellular component: mitochondrial inner membrane. Gene Ontology annotation, biological process: transmembrane transport. The transcript has 10 exons. Gene Ontology annotation, molecular function: S-adenosyl-L-methionine transmembrane transporter activity. The record is from RefSeq and is a predicted model, not a curated record.